Octopus sinensis (East Asian common octopus) is the source of this 438-nucleotide messenger RNA. RefSeq lists its product as uncharacterized. The coding region runs from base 1 to 438 and encodes 145 amino acids. The record is from RefSeq and is a predicted model, not a curated record. Lineage: Eukaryota; Metazoa; Mollusca; Cephalopoda; Octopoda; Octopodidae. The transcript is spliced from 2 exons.
AUGCUUGAAUGGAGACAUGUUGAUGGAUGUUGUGUACAAGAGGUAAGAUGGAGAGGAGCUUCAACCAGAGUCCCUACAGGUAAAGCACAUAGGUAUAAACUCUUCUGGGAAGGCAAUAGUGAUGGAAUAGGAGGUGUGAGCAUACUUCUUGCAGAGAAAUGGGUGGAUAAGGUUGUAGAGAUUGUGAGGAUGUGCAAUAGAGUACGUAAUCUCAGGCUAGUCUUGCAGUAUGGUAUAGCUACAAUUAUAUCUGCCUAUGCCCCACCAGCAGGCCUACUAAAUGAACAGAAGGAUCACUUUUACGAUAUUCUUCUGCAGGUUUCCUCAAAGACGAGUGAUAAUGGUCUCAUCUUUGUGGCUGAAGAUUUUAAUGGGCAUGUCAGACAGCAACCUGGUAUCUUCCAUGGUGUACAUGGGGGCCAUGGAGAAGCCAGCUAG